AUCCACUUCUCCCCAUCUGCAGCGCGCCUGGCUCUCUCCGUCGCGAGUUGCGCCCUGCUGCGCCAUGGCCAGCUUCCAGGCGCUGAAGCAGCAGCGCGCGCGACGCGGCGCCGGAGCGGCAAGCGCCGGACAGGCUCGAGCUGCGCCAGCGCCAGCCGCUACGCCAGCGCCAGCCGAUGCAGCACCACAGCCUGCUUGCGCCAGCGAGGAGGCACCAGUCGCUGCGCAGGAGCUGGUUGCUGAGCCAGAUGCGCCAGAAGCAGCGAGCACACAGGCCUUUGAGAGUGCUGCGACGAUGGCCCAGCUGCCUGCUUGCGGGUCGCGCGCCGAGUCGACAUCGUACCGGCUGAGGGGCGAGCUCGAGGUCAGACGCACGGAGGCGUCAGGCCGCAGUAUCUGGUGGGCUCCCACAUCGGUAAAGAGCGCGACAGCAGGCACGACCCUGCUCGCCGUCUCGCCCCACGUCGCUGUCCUCUCUUCCGCCCAUCUCGACUCGCGCUGCGCGCUUUGCUUCAAGACAGCCGAUGAAGCGAUCGAGGCGCUGCCGCACACUGCCUCGGGCAGCAGCUCGCCGCGUCUGCAGCGCUGCAGCGGCUGUCGCACCCUCCACUACUGCUCGGCCGCCUGCCAGCGCGCCGACUGGCCGCUGCAUCGGCAAGAGUGCGCGGCUCUCGUCGCCUAUGCCGCCUCGGCCGCCAGCAGCGCAAAAGGCCAGACGCAGCGCGUUGCAUCAGAGCCGGGCACAAGCGUUCGUGCUUUGGCCCGGCUGCUAUGGGCUGGUCAGAAGAAGGGUGCAGACUGGAUGGAGCCGGUCCACAACAUGCAGAGCAAUCGUGGCAAGAUGGACUCGCAGCAGCUCGAGCCCCUGGGCACGAUAGCUGCCCGGCUCGCCUUCUUCAUGGGUGUGACGCUGCGUCCAGACGCGGAGCCAGAUGAGGAACGCAGCAGCGCUGCCAGAGCCAGGCUGGCCGCGCUCGGUCUCGCCAGCUCGGCCCAGCUACUCGACUUUGUGUGCCAAUACGCCACAAACUCGUUCACUGCAGCCUCGAGCGAUCUAUCGCCGCUGGGCGUCGCAGUGGCGCCAGAAGCUGCCCUGCUCAACCACAGCUGCGUGCCAAACGCCUGCGUCGUCUUUCCGUUCGGCCCCGGCGCGCGGGAGGGCUCGCUGCGGGUGGUGGCGAUCCGUGAGAUCAAGCCUGGCGAAGAGAUUCUCACCUCGUACGUCGACCUUUCGGACUGCUACGCAAAGCGCCGCCAGACGCUGGCCGAGCGCUAUCUGUUCGCCUGCAGCUGCGCGAUGUGCAAGCACGCUCGCCGACGUGCGCCGCCAAAGGCUGGUCGUGCCGCGUGGCUAGACCCGCGCGAGGCUCAGUGGUGCUCGCGAGCCUGCGGCGGCUGGAUUGCAAGCCCGUUGACGGGCGACGAGACGGCCGCGCCUGUUAGUGCGUCGUGCAGCAAGUGCGGUGCCCCACGUGCGCAGCCCGACACGUCUGCGCAGGCACGCCAAUCUGGCGAGCAGGCCCUUGAGCGAGCGGAACGAUUUCUGGACACGAAUGAGCCCGAAGCUGCUUGGCAGACGCUGCAGCGCUCGAUCCGCGUCCUCUCGGCCGUGAUGCCGCCGUCGGGCUAUCCCUUGCUGGCCCUCAUGCGCUGCGCGCAGACGGCCCUCAUCGAGCUGGCGGGCAGCUCGGACGCAUCGGAGGAGAAGCUCGACGAGGCAACGCGACUUGGCCUCGCCAUCUGCGCCGGGAUGCAGGCCGCAGGCGGAGCAGUCUUCUGCGCAGCGCACCCGGCCCGCGCCGUCGCGAUGGCGACGCUGGGCAAGCUGCUCAUCGCAGAUGCGCAGGGCGACGGCAGUCAGGCGCAGCACAGCUGCCUGGCCAGUCCCCCGCGGCUUCCGCAGGCCGGCAUGGAGCGCGCACUUGCGGGCCGCGCGAUGCUGGUGCAGGCGCACGAGGAGCUGCUGGGUGCGUUCGGACGCGACACGCAGGGCGGCGCCGUCGGUGCCACGGUGCGCAGCGCGCUGCAGAGCCUGGACGCCGAGCUGUCGCUUCUUGCGGCCAGAUGAUGCGACGCAAAGCAAAGCAAUUUCGACUUCACCUCUCGCGGUAGAGCGCCGCGCCAGCUCUGGCCUCACGAGGCACAAUCGACGUUGCAUGCAAAGCCCUCCAUUGCUACGCGAGCAUCACAGCUUCGCCUUGCCCUGUCCCUUCUCGCUCGCCUCUUUCCGCGCCACGCGCUCCUCCUCUUCGCGUGCCUCGGCGUCCGUGACGAGUUGCAUGCCCGUCUCUUUCUCGAGCGAUCUCAGCGCCGGGAGGGAAGAACGAGGGAAGACAC
This is a messenger RNA of Tilletiopsis washingtonensis, 2337 nucleotides long. Its product is annotated as SET domain-containing protein. The record is from RefSeq and is a predicted model, not a curated record. NCBI's taxonomy places the organism in Eukaryota, Fungi, Basidiomycota, Exobasidiomycetes, Entylomatales. Gene Ontology annotation, cellular component: nucleus. Gene Ontology annotation, molecular function: protein binding. The coding region runs from base 65 to 2068 and encodes 667 amino acids. The transcript is spliced from 7 exons.